AAGCCCAGCCUGGGCGCCGCGCGGCGGGGCGCAGAGCCAGGCAGGUGCGGCAGGAGCAUGCGCGCGCGCGGCGGGGGCGUUUCCCGUGCCCCGGGGCGGCGCAGCUCGCGGGGAGCUGCUGCGGGGCGCUUCUAGGCCUCACCCAUCUCUCUGAAUGUGGAGAGCUGUGCGCUACCUCUGAGUCUUGACUUUCCUGCUUGUUGAGCGUGCCUGUGAAGAUACAAUAUUAUGAAAACACCUCUUGCGUUCCAGGAGACUGGAAUCUUUGCUGGACCUCAUUGCCAAAGAAACGCUGUCAAGGACCGCUGAAGUGGCAAUGAGACAGCCCAGCCGGAAGAGGAAGCUCAGCAUGGACUCCAAAGAGCGUAUGACUCAGGAAGGGUGCUUGGGACAAACUGAAGAAGAAAAGAAGCCCAGAGAUGGUGCCACACCUUCAAGCCAAGAACCUUGUGUGACUACACAGGAAACCUGGUCCUGGGACCAAUACUUAAAAGAAUGGAAUGCUGUGGCCGCACCAGUUGAGCUGUUUUCCAAGGAUCAAUCCUUUCCGGAGCAUGAAAAUGGCUUUCAGGUGGGAAUGAGACUGGAAGGCAUUGAUCCCAGACGUCCGUCUGUGUUCUGUGUGCUUUCUGUAGCUGAGGUGUGUGGUUACCGACUGAGACUCCAUUUUGAUGGUUAUUUAAGCUGCUAUGAUUUUUGGACCAAUGCUGGUUCCCCUGACAUUCACCCAGUUGGUUGGUGUGAAAAGACCAAGCACGAACUGCAUAUCCCUAAGGGUUAUAGAAAAGAUAGAUUUGUUUGGAUGGAUUACUUGAAGGCCUGUAAAUUGCAAAAUGCUCCUAAGAAACUAUUCAGAAACAGAAGUUCUAAUGGACCAGCGCAGAAGGAGUUUCAGGUUGGGUUGAAGCUGGAGGCUGUGGACAAGAGGAACCCUUGCUCGGUGUGUGUGGCGACAGUUGCUGAUGUCGUGGAAGACCGCGUGCGAGUCCAUUUUGACAGCUGGGAGGACAGCUUCGAUUACUGGUGUGAUGUUAGCAGCCCUUAUGUCCGGCCAGCUGGUUGGUGUCAGGAGAACGGACGGACUCUGGUGGCACCCCCAGGUUAUCCUGAACCACAUAACUUUUCCUGGACAGACUACCUGCGAGCUACUCAAGCAAAGGCAGUUCCUGCCAAAGCCUUCAACACGAGGCCUCCACACGGCUUUUUGCCAAACAUGAAGCUGGAAGCUGUGGACAAGCGGAAUCCGCGGUUAAUUCGUGUCGCCACCAUUGUGGAUGCUGAUGACCACAGGGUAAAGAUCCACUUUGAUGGCUGGGACCAUAAGUACGACUACUGGACAGAUGCCGAGAGCCCUGACAUCCACCCCAUCCGGUGGUGUGACAGGACGGGGCACCCCCUGGAAGUCCCGUAUGGGUCAAAUGAUGUGAAAAUCCUUCCAGGUCAAGCUGUGUGUCCUACUCCUGGGUGCCGAGGAAUAGGCCAUAUCCGUGGCCCACGCUAUGCAGGACACCACAGUGCUUUUGGAUGCCCAUAUUCAGACAUGAACUUGAAACGGGAGGCCCUGCUUCAGGAUCGCCCGAGAGAACAAACACAGACAAAUCUGGAAUCAGAGUCUUCCCAUGCCACGUCAGAAAACCUCUGUAAUUUGAAUUUCAACGGAAAAUGUGAAAAAGCAAACAGUCAGUCCAGACUUGUACAGCAGGCAAAGUGUUUGAAAAUCAAAGGAAAAGAAGAUAUUGACUUGGAUAAUCUCUUCAGAGAAUACUCAGCUGCACAGGUGCAGCGGGUGCUUCAGCAGUCAGUCUCCAUGACAUCCUUGUCUGCCCGCCCUUUCCGAGACCUCCCCCUAGGCAGGGAGCAGCACUGCAAGCUGCUUCCAGGUGUGGCCGAUAUCCAAGCCAGCCGAGUGGCCAGAUGGACCGUGGAUGAGGUGGCUGAGUUUGUACAGUCCCUUCUGGGCUGUGAAGAACAUGCCAAGUGCUUCAAGAAGGAGCAGAUAGAUGGCAGAGCCUUCCUGCUUCUGACCCAGGCAGAUAUUGUCAAAGUGAUGAAGAUCAAGCUGGGUCCCGCACUGAAGAUUUACAAUUCUAUCCUGAUGUUCAGGAACUCCCAGGAUGUCACUGAAGAUGCUGCUGUCUCUGGCCAAGAAGCCAGGAGAUAAAUACACUCCUGAAUGUCCACCGGCCCCAGGGCUUCUGCUUUUUGCAACAAGGCUGGAUCUCACCCAUUUGAAUUUAAUGCCCCCGUGGUAAUACACAUAAAAGUGUCCGGUUUAGGUGUGUGGUGGACUUUGAUAACUGAUCAAGUACCAAUGACUCUGUCGCUUUUCAUUAGGUCCAAGUGUGGCUUUUGGUAGCAUCCUUACUUCUCCAACAUGCUGGAGAAGUCAAGCCACUGCGCACGCAUCUCCACUCUUCCCCCAUAGAAGAAAACACUUUCCAUUCUGCAAGUAUAUCUCAACCUAGGAAAACUCAAGAAAAUCAUUUCAUUAAUGCAAUGUGGAUGCUUCCCCAGAACUACAUCUGAGCGCAGCUCACGUCUGUCACCUGGGUGUGGCGAGUCUGAGAGAUGGAAGCCUGGUGCUUUCGAAAGAUGUAUGAGGUUUCUGUGCCCUUAACUCAGGAAAGUAUGAAUCUUUUUUAAAAAGUGCUAAAAGCACAUUGGUUUUCUCAUGACCCACAGAUCCUCAUUUUUAUUCUUUUACCAUUCCUUGGUUGUGAUUCCAAGGAGUGUGCCUAGGAGUAACAGAAGAGCCAUUGGAGGCCAUCCCAGCAGCCUGACGAGACUCUCCAAGGACCUGCAGUCAGGGCUCUCUCAGAAGCUUAUUCUAACAGCAGCAGUGGUCCAGACUCACCCGGGAGAAAUUCCUCCAGCUCCACACUGAUGAAACUUCAGAAUGGACUCCGUCCUCAUCUGUUGAUGAUUCAAAACAAAAACCCUAGUACAUCAGGUCUGGUGUCACCUCUCAGAGGUAUGGCAGCAGGACUGACAAACUGACAACCUCCAGAGAGAAGUUCAGGGGCUGUUGUUCAGCUGAAUUUUUCUGACCGGUUCUCAGACAUCGAUCAUAUUUUAUAAGUGAACAUGUCUGAGAUUUGAGUUGUGCGCAGACCACCUCACAAUUAUGAAAGAUUAGAGCCUCCAGUCUACAACUCUUUUUGCUUCUGCACAUAGUAACAGCUACAACUCUCCUCCUGGAAAGAAAUGUUCAUCCUUUAGGAGUGGGAACCAAGGGGAAGCCAUGAGAAAGAAUUGCCUGACAACAUCCUUUGCCACAUUAAAAAUGAUCUUAGUUUAACAAAGUCGAUUCUGCUUAGGGAAUGUCUCUAACUUUAGAUCACUGGAGAAGAAAAAAACCUCAAAGAGGUGUGUAUUGCAUUCUCUAAAUGCUUACCUAAAGGUAAGUUUAAUGUACUAUCAGGUGACAUAAAUUUCUUUCUCUGAUAAUGUGUUUCUUAUUUGUUUUUUAUAGACUUCCAUACGCAAUAAAAAUUCCUGCAUCUACUGUUAAAGUUUUAAUAUAUUUUCAAUGCUAAUAAACAUGUAA
Meriones unguiculatus (Mongolian gerbil) is the source of this 3547-nucleotide messenger RNA. It is a transcript of the gene L3mbtl4, whose product is annotated as L3MBTL histone methyl-lysine binding protein 4. The record is from RefSeq and is a predicted model, not a curated record. Bases 317 to 2161 code for a protein of 614 amino acids. Gene Ontology annotation, molecular function: zinc ion binding; protein binding. Gene Ontology annotation, cellular component: nucleus. The transcript is spliced from 19 exons. Gene Ontology annotation, biological process: regulation of DNA-templated transcription. Lineage: Eukaryota; Metazoa; Chordata; Mammalia; Rodentia; Muridae.